This is a messenger RNA of Octodon degus (degu), 973 nucleotides long. It is a transcript of the gene Gypc, whose product is annotated as glycophorin C (Gerbich blood group). The record is from RefSeq and is a predicted model, not a curated record. Gene Ontology annotation, cellular component: cortical cytoskeleton; membrane. Bases 161 to 517 code for a protein of 118 amino acids. NCBI's taxonomy places the organism in Eukaryota, Metazoa, Chordata, Mammalia, Rodentia, Octodontidae. The transcript is spliced from 3 exons.
ACCCCACCGCGGGGUGCAGAGAAGGCGGCGCGCCCAGCCUCUCCGGGCCGAGCCCCUCCCCGGCCUGGGCGGUGCGGAGCGCGGAGCGACCGACCCGGCCAUUGCGCGCGCCCAGCCCGCCCGACCCCGGCCGCGGCGCUGCGCAGACCUCGCGGUGAACAUGAGCAGCCCGGCGGGCACGCCGCCGCCCCCUGCAUCUACGGCAUCCAUAGCGUCCCCCUCGGUGUUUCACUCUGACCCAAGGACACCGCAUACCACCGCACCAGCUCCUGACUCAUGGAUGCCCUUUUCCACAGUGACGGACAUCGCCAUUAUUGCAGCUGUGAUCACCGCGGUGGCCCUCGUCCUGCUCUGCCUUCUCCUUGUCAUGCUCCGGUACCUGUUCCGGCACAAAGGCACGUACCAUACCAACGAGGCCAAGGGCACAGAGUUUGCUGAGAGUGCUGACGUGGCCCUGCAGAGUGACCCUGCCCUCCAGGACGCCGGUGACCACAGCAAAAAGGAGUACUUCAUCUGAGGGCCGCCAGACCCUCCUCCCCAAAGCCCUCCUCUAAGUGCAGGACUGAAAACUCGCCUCCCAACCUCACUGGCACCACCAGGCAGACCCCACGGGCACAGGCUCUUCCUGAGAUUGGCACCUGAGGACAGGGUGCCCUCCUUGGGAGGGCAGCAGGAGGCCAAGUGUGAGACGACUCUCCAGGGAUGCAGUCCACCCGGGAGGCCAGCCUCUGUUCCGUCAAGAGGAGGGAAAGUCCAGACGUGCAGGUCUCCUGAGCAUGGCGGGAUGUCGGCCCAGGGGUUUGACUGGGGCAGGGGUGCAAGCAGGCAGGGCACCGACACUGACUGUGGGCAGCAGCAUCGAAGGUCAGCCCUUGACAUUUGGGGAGAACAGCAGGUGCCUGCGCUAAAAGGCACCUUUGUUUGCCAUUGAUCCCACUCAAAAAUGAUUGGAAAUAAAUUUGAAAUGCAACCA